Molecule: messenger RNA, 2547 nt
Organism: Penicillium lagena
Lineage: Eukaryota; Fungi; Ascomycota; Eurotiomycetes; Eurotiales; Aspergillaceae
Product: M1 family metallopeptidase
Exons: 4
Coding region: 1-2547 (848 amino acids)
Biological process (GO): proteolysis; peptide catabolic process
Cellular component (GO): cytoplasm
Molecular function (GO): metalloaminopeptidase activity; zinc ion binding; peptide binding
Source: RefSeq, a predicted model, not a curated record
AUGUCCUCGCUUAGUACAGAUUCCACGAAUCGACGAGAGGUUCUCCCUAAAAACGUUAAACCUGUUCAUUAUGAUCUGAAAUUGGAACCCAAUUUUGAGGCUUUCACAUAUAACGGCACAAUACUGGAGGACACAAACUCCAUAACCCUCAAUAUCAUCGACCUCAAGAUAUGUAGCACGCAAGUCCAUUACAACUCGAGACCCGUCCCUUCUGCAUCUGAGCUGUCGUAUAAUAAGGACAGACAGACCGUGACCAUACACCUGCAAGAUACCAUCCACGCUGGAGGCAUGGCAACUCUAACUCACAUCUUUAUCGGAACUCUCAGUGAGAACAUAGCUGGCUUCUAUAGGUCAAGCUUCAAGGGAGAAGACGGAAGCGAACAGUACAUGGCAGUUUCGCAAAUGGAACCCACGGACGCAAGACGAGCCUUUCCCUGUUUCGAUGAACCAGCCCUCAAAGCUACCUUCACCAUCACCCUCGUUGCUGACAAGAAAAUGACUUGUCUCAGCAACAUGGACGAAGAGUCUGUGAACGAAGUUGGAACGCACAGGAAAGCAGUGAAAUUCAACAAGUCUCCAUUGAUGUCAACGUACCUUGUGGCGUUCGUCGUGGGCGAGUUGAACAGUAUCGUGACGCACAAAUUUCGUGUGCCAAUCAGAUGUUUCGUUACUCCUGGCAAAGACAUUACGCAUGGACAUUUCUCUCUUGAACUUGCUGCACGGACGCUUGAUUUUUAUGAAAGGAAGUUUGAAAUAUCUUACCCUUUGCCAAAAAUGGACAUGAUUGCCGUCCCUAAUUUUAUUGGUGCGAUGGAGAACUGGGGUCUGACCAUUUAUCGCGAAGGAGAUCUCCUGCUGGAUCCAGAAUCGAGCAGUGCUUCUACGAGCCAAAGAGUUGCUGAAGUUGUGCAGCACGAGUUGGCUCAUCAGUGGUUUGGUAACCUUGUAACCAUGGAUUUCUGGGAUGGACUGUGGCUCAACGAGAGCUUUGCCACCUGGAUGACAUGGUAUUCCUGUGAUGCAUUCUACCCGGAGUGGAGGGUAUGGCAGACAUAUGUGACCAACGAACUUCAGCGUGCUCUGGCUCUCGACUCCCUACGAAGCUCUCAUCCAAUAGAAGUUCCGGUUGAACGGGCACACGAAAUCAGCCAAAUUUUCGAUGCGAUCACAUAUUCGAAAGGCUCCUGCGUUCUUCGUAUGAUCUCUAAAUUCCUCGGCGAGGAGGUCUUCUUAGAUGGCAUUCGUGUUUAUCUUAAGAAACAUGCGUAUGGCAGCGCCACAACGGGCGAUCUGUGGGCGGCCUUAUCAGAGAAAAGCGGCAAGGAUGUUGGCAAGCUAAUGCGCACCUGGACAAAAAACAUUGGAUACCCUGUGCUUACUGUUAUGGAAGAUGCGCAGAACAACUCACUUCACAUAAAGCAGACUCGGUUUUUGAUAACAGGAGACCUCAAGUCUGGAGAAGACCAUACCAUAUACCCCGUUUUCCUGAAUCUUCGCACCCAAGAUGGCGUGCACGAGGAUCUUGCGCUCAGUCUUCGCGAGCAAAGCUUCGAAAUCAAGAAUCUCGAUUUCUUCAAACUCAAUGCUGAACAUUCAGGUAUCUAUCGCACAUCAUACUCAUCUGAACGACUGCGAAAGCUCGGAGAGUCUGCAAGCAAGGGUCACUUAACAAUCGAAGAUCGCGCCGGUAUGGUUGCGGAUGCUGGUGCUCUCGCAGCCGCUGGCUAUCAGAAAACCUCUAGUGUAUUGUCAUUACUUCAAGCGCUCCAGACCGAGUCCGAGUUUGUCGUAUGGAGCCAGAUGAUUGCCUGUAUCACUUCUAUCCGAGCAGCCUGGGUCUUCUGCAACGAAAAAACCAAGAAUGCAUUGGAGUCCUUUCAACGCCAUCUCGUCAGCGCCAAAGCGCAGCAGCUGGGUUGGGCUUUUAAAAAGAGUGACACACACAUUGAACAGCAAUUUAAGUCACUCCUCUUCGAGAGCGCAGCUUUAGCUGGCGACCAGGAAUCUAAAAAUGCUGCCUUUGAUAUGUUCGCUAAGUUCAAGGAAGGCGAUCGGUCCUCUAUUAACCCGAACCUGCGCGCCGCCGUAUUUGCUGUGGUCCUGUCAAACGAUAGUGAGGAUGAGUACAAUGCCGUUCUAGACGAGUUUCGCACGGUCAGCACCAGCGAUGGGCGCGACGCCGCUUUGGGCGCUAUCGGCCAAGCACAUAAACCCGAGCUCAUUCAGCGCACGCUCAAAUUGAUGCUCAGCAAAGAGAUUAAGCAGCAGGAUAUUCACCUUGUGAUGAAAGGGCUACGCGUGCACAGGGACGGCAUCGUGGCGCUAUGGGGUUGGCUUAAGCAGAAUUGGGACACGGUUCAGGAGAAGCUGUCACCUGGCCUCAGCAUGUUAAGCAGAGUCUCGAAGCUUUUUUUUGAAGAGAAAGACACAGAAGGUUUUGAUCGCACUUUACGGCAAAGUUUUGAUGCGAUUCGGGCAAAGGGAAGAUGGCUGGAGAGAGACAUGAAGGACGUGGAAGCAUGGCUACAUGAAAGAGAUUUCUUGUAG